Formica exsecta is the source of this 4420-nucleotide messenger RNA. RefSeq names its product amyloid beta A4 precursor protein-binding family B member 1-interacting protein-like. The record is from RefSeq and is a predicted model, not a curated record. Gene Ontology annotation, biological process: signal transduction. NCBI's taxonomy places the organism in Eukaryota, Metazoa, Arthropoda, Insecta, Hymenoptera, Formicidae. The transcript has 11 exons. The coding region runs from base 373 to 3726 and encodes 1117 amino acids.
UGCGCAUCGUGUGCGCGAUACAACUUGUAUCUCUUCGUCGACGGUUUAUAUUUGCGAGAAUCCGACCGAGGGGAUCGAGUCUCUGAUGCAUCCCGUGGGAACGCGCGAAAUUCUCGAAAUAAUAUGGAAGAGAUUACUUUCAAUCGUGAUUAGGUGUUAAUUCAACAUGGUGUAAAUUCAUGCCUACGUCGCGACGCGAUUGAUAUUUACUUUCCAAGUCUGAUAUACGCUGAAAUGAAAUCACCCCCGUGAUAAUACGGCAAAUUCUGCGAAUGGCGAUUAUACGAGACGCGAACAUCGCUCGUGGCGAUGCUUGGGUGACAACAACGACGGAGCUUCCACGCUCCGAUGAGAGGUUGACAUCAGGAUGCGAUGCUAAUUAACGAUCGCGCAGAAAACGAUUCGAGAGGAGGAGGAGGAUCGACGUCUCGUUCGACGCAGUGGAAGAUGCUCGGGCAUUUUGGUAGCAACGAGAGCAUAUUGGGCUAUCUCGCGGUCAAAGAUUCCCAAGAUGUCGAUCUGGACGCGAUCCUCGGUGAAUUGUGUGCCCUGGAGAGACGCUGCGACGGCGAUAUCGCCUCCACUCCUGCGCCAGAUACACAAAGAUCAGGACGACCCAGCAGCACGAGGAUCAAUCCGGGUGACAGCACUGACAUCAAAAAUGAAGGAGGUAUACGCACUGAUAGUCCCGACAACGACAGCGCGUUCUCAGACACGGUAUCUAUGUUAUCCAGCGAAAGUUCGGCAAGCAGUAGCGGUUCCGGACACAAACCACCUCAGACCGCAAUACACACAACUCCUCAACAGCAGCCGCAUCAACUUGUCGAUGCAGCGAGCAGAGCGAAGGCGGAGAAGAUCCGCCUGGCGCUGGAGAAGAUGCGCGAGGCGAGCGUGCAGAAGCUCUUCAUCAAAGCGUUCACGUUGGACGGAAGCGGUAAGAGCCUCUUGGUCGAUGAAGGAAUGAGCGUCGCGCACGUGUGUAGGUUGCUCGCGGACAAGAACCACGUGCCGAUGGAUCCAAAAUGGGCCGUAGUCGAGCAUCUGCCCGAUCUUUUCAUGGAGAGAGUUUACGAGGACCACGAGUUAUUGGUGGAGAAUCUUCUGCUGUGGACUAGGGAUUCCAAGAACAAAUUGCUCUUCGUCGAGAGACCGGAUAAGACGCAGCUAUUUCUCACGCCCGAGCGGUUCCUUCUCGGUCCCUCGGAUCGCGGUGGCGGCGAAUACGACGAUCAUUCGAGAAAUAUUUUAUUGGAGGAGUUCUUCUCGAGCAGCAACGUCGGCGUGCCCGAGGUCGAGGGUCCGCUGUACUUGAAGUCGGAUAGUAAGAAGGGCUGGAAGAGGUAUCACUUCAUUCUACGAGCCUCCGGUCUCUAUUACUGGCCAAAGGAGAAGGCGCGCACCGCUCGGGAUCUCGUUUGUCUGGCGACGUUCGACGUUAAUCAAGUUUAUUACGGCGUCGGUUGGCGAAAGAAAUACAAAGCGCCUACGGAUUUCUGCUUUGCCGUAAAACACCCGCGACUGCAGCAACCAAAAUCCACCAAGUACAUCAAAUUCCUUUGCGCGGAGGACAACGCCUCUUUGGAGCGAUGGAUGGUCGGCAUCCGCGUGGCCAAAUAUGGCAGGCAGCUGAUGGAGAACUAUCGGGCGCUGGUGGACGAAUUGGCGCAAGAGGAUCUGGACUUAUUAGCACAUGCCAGAUCGUGCUCCGUCAGCUCCAUCGCUACGCCGCCGAAUCAAACUCAGUACAACACAACGAACGAUAACGCGAGGCAGUUUGCAGAGAAUGUAAGACAACACAGUAAUGAAACUACAGUCGUCACCACGACGAGGCAGUACGACAGCAGCCAAAGGCAGAGUUACAACAAUCCGGAACAACGGCAGAGUUAUAACAAUGACGGCAGGUUGAGCAGAGCGAGCAGCUCUAGCUCCAGUGGAUGUUUAUCUGACGGGGCGCCAAGUAGCUGUGAGGUGGCCUUCGAAUGCGGUGAGUUUCCAACUGGCACGAUAAAGCGGAAGCCGUCUAUGAAUCCAAAGCUGCCCCUCACGUCGAUCACAAGGCAGUUGAAGGAAGUCGGCGAGACCGUGCGAGAUGAACCGGAUUCCUGUCCGAGCCCGACGAGCUCGGGAUCCGGUACGUUGACGAGAAGACACAGUCGCCGGCGAAGCGGCACUGAUUCCGACGGAUCCGGGACUUUGAAGAGACAUCAUAGAUCUGGAAAUGCGACGCCCGUCAGUCCGGUACCGCCUGGCACGCCGGUGAGAGAGAGAACGAGCCCUAUGGGAUACAGCAGAUCGGAGAGUCAGGAAUCCAAAACACCAACAAGUCCGAUGCAAGCGUGUAUGAUGGAUUCGAUCACCUCGCUGCCGCCGCCACCAUCGCCGUCGAGAGUUGUUGAGGAAGUCGAGUCCGACAACGAGCCACUUCCGCCCCCGCCACCCGAGAUGUUCCGUUCGAAUCUCUCGCUAGACUCUCUACCGCCGCCGCCGGCGCCCGGCGAGCUUUCGGUUUGUAACACACCGGAACUCACGGGCUCCUCGUUGAGUCUCGUGUCGUUACCGCCACCGCCCAGUCCGCUAGUCGGCGAAACCGGAACGAUACGUCGUGCCAGACCCAAGCAGUCCACCCCUACGAACUCUAUAACCCCCGAAAGCACUCCCACGCACAAUCCCAGGUCGCAAUCCAAUCAAAUGUACGUGAAUGCGAACAGUAUCGCGCUGAACAGCAAUUCGGUCCAAAACAGUCAGAAUUACAACUCGAAUACGGCGUCUCAUAACGCGAACAAUACCGCCAAUUCCGUAUCCUCCCCGCAUAGUUCCUAUCCAGGAUCGACUGCGAGCACGCCGACCUAUACCCCGAGCUCGCCCAACUUUGCAUCGCCACCACCGUUUGUGCCGCCGCCGGCUUAUGGCUCCCAGCAGCAACAUGUCAACUCCCAGAGUCUGCCAAACAGGCAGAACUCAAAAGUCGAAUCGAUGUACGCGAGUCAUCAGCCCAACCACAACACGAUUCAGCCGAUUAGGCCGAAUCCUAACAUGGACACUGUUCGACGCAGCGCUAUGAAGCAGGGAAGCGGCCAUUACGCAGCGCCGCCGUACCUGGCAGAGCUGAAAGCCGCCUCCAGUCCGCAGCCGCAGCGCCGAGUGACCAUUCAGGAACCGCCGACGUCGCCCAAGUCGAAGACCGGCACCGGCAAGAAGAUUUCAUUCAAUCUGCCACCUCAACAGGAAUCCAGUAGUCCCGCUUUGCCGCAACGGAAACCAACGCCACCCAGGAGAUCCGACAGCACUAGGCUCACAUCGCCCAAGAAACUUGCGGCAUCUGACCAGGCUCCGCCGGGCGAUUUCCUGAAGGAUCUCCAGCGGGUAAUGAGGAAGAAGUGGCAGGUCGCGCAAAAAUGUAAGUUGGACUCGACGACGACGCCGCACGAGGUGCUCGGUUUCCGAGAUCCGCCGCCCGCUGUGGCCGACUACAGGGAGACCAAUGUAUCUAACUGGGUGCAGGAGCAUUAUGGCGCGGACAAUCUUUAUGAGAACGUUUACGCGACAGAUCCCCACGCGCCGGUCGAAUACGCGUCCAGUCCAGCACGACAACCGACGGUGAGAUUCGCUGACGAGAAUCGUAGCAUGAACAUUGUUAACGCGAUCGCCGGUAAGAGAAGACCGCCGCCACCGCCGCCCAAACGGGCCGAGACUACGCAUCUCACCACUACCAGAGCGAUGCACUGACAAUAGCAGAUAAUUCAGCCCCAUCCUGAGAGGCGAUGGUACUGUUGUCUCUGCGGCUGGUGGAAGGAGUGAAGCGAUGGACGUCUUCGCGAUUAUUUUAUACGCUCUUCCGAGAUGCCGGGUAUAUAUCGAAUUCAUUCGCUCCGCCUUGCUGUUCGGAGAAUCGUUAACGGAGAAAAGAGGAGGAACGCUUCUCCGAUAAAGAAAAGGUUGUAUAGUUUUGCUGCGUACUUUGUUGCCGGGCUCUAUGCUGAUCAAUUUUAGGAGAAUGAUAAUUUUAAAAAGAGAAGAAAUUGUUCAGAUAUGAAAAUUAAAAAAGAGAAUAUUUAUCAAUCUAAUUCUGGACGACUUUGUUCGCACAUACACAGUACGAGUGUUCUCAAUCAGAAGAAGAUAUUCAAAUGAUCAGUAAUAAGAUUGCGAGAAGUUUGAGAAUGUCUUGACGGAUUACAAAAGGAUGAAUGUCGAUGAACCGUCCUUAUCGGAAGGUCUCCUGAACUUAUACAGCAGAACUGCCGUUCAAAGCUAAAUCGGAAGCCGAGUGAUGUGAAUGCUCUUUCGAGCCAAGCAACGAAUUGAACUCGAGUCCGCGACAGAGAUUCGAACACACAAGGAAUACUGCCACACAUACAGAGGAUGUGAUAUAAAUCGUAAGCCCAUGCGUUCCAGUAAUCCAAGGAUCGCGCAGGGAAAA